This is a messenger RNA of Castor canadensis (American beaver), 945 nucleotides long. Its product is annotated as olfactory receptor 51I2-like. Gene Ontology annotation, biological process: G protein-coupled receptor signaling pathway. Gene Ontology annotation, cellular component: plasma membrane. NCBI's taxonomy places the organism in Eukaryota, Metazoa, Chordata, Mammalia, Rodentia, Castoridae. Gene Ontology annotation, molecular function: G protein-coupled receptor activity; olfactory receptor activity. The record is from RefSeq and is a predicted model, not a curated record.
AUGAAAAGCUUUGGGACUAACAUCUCAAGUACUACCAGCUUCAUACUAACAGGCUUUCCAGAGAUGAAAAAUCUUGAGCAUUGCCUGGCUGCCCUCCUCCUGCUGCUUUAUGUUAUCUCCAUCCUAGGCAAUUCCCUAAUUCUCUUCAUCAUAAAGGAGGAGCAGAGUUUGCACCAGCCAAUGUACUACUUCCUGUCUCUUUUGUCUGUCAAUGACUUGGGGGUAUCUCUUUCAACAUUUCCCACUGUACUGGCUUCUAUGUGUUUUCAUAUCACAGAGACUGCUUUUGAUGCCUGCCUGUCCCAGAUGUUUUUCAUCCACUUUUUCUCCUGGACAGAAUCUGGGAUCCUGCUGGCCAUGAGUUUGGACCGCUAUGUGGCCAUCUGUAACCCCUUGCACUAUUCCUCAGUGCUCACUGAUGUCCGUGUGGCCCACAUGGGGCUAUUCAUCAUCAUACGCAGCUUCUGCAUGGUCUUCCCACUUCCCUUCCUCCUGAAGAGGCUGCCCUUCUGCAAGGUCAAUGUGCUGAUCCAUUCCUACUGCCUGCACCCAGACCUGAUACGCCUGCCCUGUGGAGAUACCACCAUCAACAGCAUGUAUGGUCUAUUCAUUGUCAUUUCUGCCUUUGGUAUAGAUUCAGUGCUCAUUCUCCUCUCCUAUGUGCUCAUUCUGCGCUCCGUGCUGGCCAUUGCCUUCAAGGAGGAGAGGCUUAAGACACUGAAUACAUGUGUAUCACACAUCUGUGCUGUGCUCAUCUUCUAUGUGCCCAUGGUUAGUGUGUCAAUGGUCCAUCGAUUUGCAAAGCAUGCCCCUGAGUAUGUUCACAAGUUCAUGUCCAUUGUCUAUCUCUUUGUGCCUCCAAUGCUCAACCCAAUUAUCUAUUCCAUUAAAACAAAGGAGAUCCGCAGGAGACUACACAAGAUGUUAUUGGGCCCUAAGUUCUAA